AUGGGGCACGACGAGAGGGGCGACUCACGGUUCCUCUCGGCCACAACCACCACCGCAGACUCCAGCGACUUCGAGUACGGGCUGUGUUCGUGCUGCGCCGAUUGCGACUUCGGCCGCAACUGCGCCGACCUCAGCCAAGACGAACCCGCCAGCUGCUGCUGCUGGGGCCUGGCCUUCCUGUGCGUGCUGGGGCUGCCCCUGGCCGUGCCGUGCCUCCUCUACAACUCGCGCCGGCGCGUGCGGCGCGAGAUGGGCUACAGCGACCGCUGCUGCACCGACUGCUGCGCGGCCCUCUUCUGCGGGUGCUGCGUGCUCGCGCAGGACGCCAACGAGAUCGCGGUCACCCACAAGAGCGAAACCAACCACCGCACCUCCUCCCGUUGGAACUGA
This is a messenger RNA of Acanthamoeba castellanii str. Neff, 390 nucleotides long. RefSeq names its product PLAC8 family protein. The transcript has 2 exons. NCBI's taxonomy places the organism in Eukaryota, Discosea, Longamoebia, Acanthamoebidae. Bases 1 to 390 code for a protein of 129 amino acids. The record is from RefSeq and is a predicted model, not a curated record.